Messenger RNA from Stereum hirsutum FP-91666 SS1, 1341 nucleotides. RefSeq lists its product as uncharacterized. Gene Ontology annotation, molecular function: acyltransferase activity, transferring groups other than amino-acyl groups. The transcript is spliced from 2 exons. NCBI's taxonomy places the organism in Eukaryota, Fungi, Basidiomycota, Agaricomycetes, Russulales, Stereaceae. The record is from RefSeq and is a predicted model, not a curated record. The coding region runs from base 215 to 919 and encodes 234 amino acids.
UUUACACGUGAAUGCGGCGCUCCGCCUACUUAUUGGAGCUAGUUUCGUCUGGUGCUGGUCUAGUUUUUAAGCUUUGCUUGGAGGGACGAGGCUCUGAUAUAUAAGAGAUGUGGACGAACACAGAGGUGAGGAAAACCCUGUAUCUUUUGCUGCGCGGUUGAUCGUCUUCCCCUCCCCACGUCCUUGAAAUCCACCCCGAAACGAUCUUCACGAGAUGUCUUCUCCAUUGUCGACUUACUCUACCUUGUCGGAUGGCCAGCAAGUCCUGAUACGCCAUCUUUCAUCGAAAGACAUCCCUCGCAUUCGCGAGAUGCACAGUUCUAUCUUGGGUCUCAACCUUCCCAGCUCAUUCUACCAGCAACUUCUCCUUCAUCCCACCCGUCUCUGCCUCGUUGCCGUUCCCUUCUCCUCCUCCCCAUCCCUCCAUCACACCGUUGAGAACCACGGCGAGCCAGUCGCUUUCAUCACCACUGCCCUCCAUGUCCCUACCAACGAUCUCUCUCUUUCCCUCCGAUCCACGACCACAUCCCUCAAGUCUCGUCGCUCAGCAUCCGAGAACGCGGUAGAGAUGCACGUCCUGACCAUCGGCGUCUCGCCCGCUUUCAGGCGCCAACAUCUCGCCACUCGUCUCCUUAAAGAAGCAGUCCGUGCUAUCCACACACAAGCGCGUGUGGCGGCUCAGAUGCCCGUGAUCGCACAAUGCUCCUUGGACAAUGUCGUAGAGGAUGACGAAUAUGCAGAGAGCGAAGUUUGGGGCAAGGAGAUGAACGUUACUGUUCAUCUUCCCGCUGCGGAUGUGGAGGGGAGGAAGUUCUGGGAAGGAAUCGGGUUGAAAGAGCAGGGUGGAGUGCGACUUCCUGAUGCGAGAGCUGGGCCGUGGAGAGAUUCUGUGAGGGUUACUGGGCGCGUCGCUGCUUGAUGCGAUGACUGACGUUAUCUCCAAUCCGCGACUAAUCAUGCAUUGUCUUGUUGAUGCUUUACUACUGCAGGUUGGUCAGUGAUUACAAUCCUACGACCUUUGGGGAUACUUAUUGUUCGUAAAUGACUGGUGAUGCAGCGCUUGUUUCUUUGCAUGAUUGUCUGUUCCUUUGCACCUCUGAAGAACGAUGUGCUAUUUUAGUACAAUUCUAAAUACGCCUGUUCUCGCACCAUGUAUUCUGGUCGUCUCUUUCCUUUCCUUUCCUGAUCUUGCGGCCCGGAGACUCUAGACUUCGCCUCCUCUUCUUGCUCGUGUUUUUACCGUGCAUCCUUUAGGCCUCUCCUUCAUUGCUCGGUUUUGUUGAUCUGCAUAUGCUUCUCGUGUGAUAAUCGUUAAAAACGUGAAGAAGCUGCUCCAGCAGC